ACAUCGAAAAUAUCAAUUUGUGGAGCAAACUCAUUCAUAUAUGUUAAAGAAAAUCAUGUAACAAAGUUUAGAUCAAAUAGUUUUAGGAGCUAGAGAUUACACUAAUUAUCAAUUCAUAAAUAUUCAUGAUAAAUGCUUUAAGGGGUUAGGGGUAGUCAGAAUUUUCAAAAAAUCGAUUUUUUUUUUUUUGCAUUUUCUUAAAGUAUAAUAUUUUAAAAAUAUUGUGUGAAAAUUUGAAGUGAAUCCGACAAAUUCUUUUCGAGUUAUUUAACAAGUGAUGAAAAACCGAAUCAUGAUAUGUGUCCAAAAGGCGAAGAAUCUUGGUGCUCUUACCAGCGCGCUGAAGCAAGAGGAGAGCUUGAUACCUUUUCUCACGAUUAUUCUCCUUUACCUUCUGAUGUUUUAAAAGCUAUCAAGCCUAUAUACGAAGAUCUUAGUAAUGAAAAUUUACUUUCAAGAUGUGUAGGUGGAUUCAAUCAGAAUAAUAAUGAAAGCUUUAACCAACUAGUAUGGAAAAUAUGCCCAAAAACGGUAAAUACUAGUUUUACCAUCGUACAAAUAGCUGCAUACGUUGCUAUGUGUAUAUUUAAUGAGGGUAUAAAUUCAUUAUUAGUCUUGAUGAAUACACUAGGACUUAAUUGUGGGCCUAAUUCUCAUCGGUAUGCAGAAAGAAUGGAUGCUGCACGUAUCAAAGUAGCAGAUAAGCGCGCUAAUGAUAACACCCGAGAAGGUCGAUUGCAACGUAGGCACCAGCAAAUCGAUAUUUUGGAAGCUGCUAUGUCGGCUGAAGAGCUAUUAUAUGGUCCAGGAAUAGAUGACUCAGUAUGAAUCUCCAAGGACUUAUGAUGAUCACCGCAAAGGACUUCGGGAGGAACGGGCUCUACAAAAACAGCGAUAACUUUUUGAAUUAUUAAUUUUUUUUUUUGAAAUUUUCGUGAAGUCAAAUCGAAACGUGUUCUAAUAAAGCUAUGUUUUUAUUUUUGUCAAAUAAAGUAAUUAACUACAAAAAAAAAAUUAUUGAAAA
Messenger RNA from Microplitis mediator, 1024 nucleotides. RefSeq lists its product as uncharacterized. The transcript is spliced from 2 exons. Lineage: Eukaryota; Metazoa; Arthropoda; Insecta; Hymenoptera; Braconidae. The record is from RefSeq and is a predicted model, not a curated record. The coding region runs from base 298 to 828 and encodes 176 amino acids.